Messenger RNA from Sphenostylis stenocarpa, 1146 nucleotides. The record is from the annotation of a GenBank genome assembly. Lineage: Eukaryota; Viridiplantae; Streptophyta; Magnoliopsida; Fabales; Fabaceae.
AUGAUCAGGUUGAAUCCAAGAGUUUGGGGUGGUGCAGAAUUCAGAGCAAAAUUUGGUGUGCAGAGGAAGAGGACUAAUAGGAGAGAGGUGAUAAGGGUGUCAAGAUCAAUGGGGUUACCAGGUGUUGAUAGAGAAUUGAAGAAGAUUCUGGAUGCAAAUAUGGAUGAAGUGGGUGCCAGAAGGCGUGCACGUGAGGCCUUCAAGGAUAUUCAGCUUGGAAUUGAUCACAUAUUGUUUAAGACUCCAUGUGAUGGAAUGAAAAUGGAAGAGUUAUAUGAGAAGAACUCAAAGGGACAAGAAAUCUUCUGCAAAAGUUGGCUUCCUGAUGCAUCCAGACCCAAAGCAGCAGUGUUUUACUGUCAUGGUUAUGGAGACACUUGCUCCUUUUUUUUUGAAGGGAUUGCUAGAAAGCUGGCAUCAUCUGGAUAUGCAGUUUUUGCCAUGGAUUAUCCGGGAUUUGGUCUUUCAGAAGGUCUUCACUGCUUUAUUCCCAGUUUUGAUGGACUUGUUGAUGUUGUUAUUGAGCAUUACUCAAAAAUCAAAGAAAAUCCAGAGUUCCAUUCUCUUCCCAGUUUCCUAUUUGGACAGUCCAUGGGUGGAGCUGUUUCAUUAAAGAUACACCUGAAACAACCUAAGGCAUGGGAUGGUGCCAUUCUUGUUGCACCUAUGUGUAAGAUUGCAGAUGACAUGGUUCCACCAAAGUUUGUUACUAAAGUCCUAAUUGGUUUAGCCAAUAUUUUACCAAAGCAUAAGUUAGUUCCAAACAAGGAUUUAGCAGAGGCAGCAUUCAGAGAUUCGAAGAAGAAGGAACAGACUGCUUACAAUGUUAUUGCUUACAAGGGUAAACCACGCUUGCAGAGUGCUGUAGAAUUGCUUAGAACCACUGAAGAAAUAGAACGGCGAUUGAAGGAAGUUUCUCUACCAUUAUUCAUCCUUCAUGGGGAGGCUGACAUUGUGACUGAUCCAUCAGUGAGCAAAGCCUUGUAUGAGAAUGCAAGCUGUUCAGACAAGAAGCUUAAGCUUUAUAAAGAUGCUUACCAUGCUCUUCUGGAGGGUGAGCCUGAUGAAGUAAUAACUGAAGCGUUUGAUGACAUCAUUUCUUGGCUGGAUGAACACAGCUUGAAACAGAAUCAACCUUCCUCCUAA